This is a messenger RNA of Gopherus flavomarginatus (Mexican gopher tortoise), 5493 nucleotides long. Its product is annotated as complement receptor type 2-like. The coding region runs from base 205 to 5331 and encodes 1708 amino acids. The transcript is spliced from 31 exons. The record is from RefSeq and is a predicted model, not a curated record. NCBI's taxonomy places the organism in Eukaryota, Metazoa, Chordata, Testudines, Testudinidae.
GGGCUGGGCAGCAUGUGCACCCUCUGCCCAUCCCCUUCCUGGGCCCCUGCUGCAGCAGAGCAUGGACUCCCACUUCCCCUUGCCUCAUGUACCUAGGGUGGCCAUGCCUGGGGUCUGUGUUGCACAGUGUGCAGGGUGAGGAGCAACUGCAGCCCUGCCUGGACUGCGCUGUCACCACCAUUUUCUGGGAACUCACCUGGCACCAUGAUGUCACUUCCCUCUGGCUGGACCCUGCGGCUCCUGGGGACCCUGGUACUCAUGCUGCAGCCUGGGGAAGCUCUCAGUUAUUGUGUUGAUCCACCUAACAUUCCCAAUGCUGUUCGGAAGACUGAUGUUGGCACAUUGAUUCCAGCCGGGAUGGUGAUUAAAUAUAGCUGCCGCCCAGGUUAUCAGCUGAUUGCUGGAAUUAGGCAAGGGCAUGUUACUUGUCUUCAAAAUUCGACCUGGUCUUCAGCUCUGAACUUUUGUCAAAAAGUUCGUUGUCCAGCUCCAGAUGUUAACAACGGAACACAGACACCGAUGCCUAGACCUGGAGAGGAGACCUAUGCACUUGGGGACAACGUUACAAUUGAAUGUGAUUUGGGGUAUGGUAUCAAAGGCAAUAACAACGGAAAUGUUCAGAUUCACUGUAAACAUGAUGGCACAUGGGAUCCUGCCGUACCAGUUUGCGAACCAGUUUGUUCCCAACCCCCGAACAUCUCCCAUGGCCAGCACAAUGACUGGGGCAAGAGAGUUUUUGUUGUUGGCUCAUCGGUAACUUACAAAUGUGACAGAGGCUUCUCACUUGUUGAAAAAGCCUCCAUUCAGUGUGUCGCUGGUGAUGAGGUCUCUCCAACCUGGAGCGAGCCUACCCCUCAGUGUGAAGAGACUCAGUGUCCAGUCCCACGUAUUCAACAUGGAAGCCUGAAAUCUCCACUUCCACAUAACUACACGUACAGAACCAGUGUAACGUUUCAGUGUGAUCCUGGUUACAUCCUCAGGGGCUCUGAUAGGAUUCAAUGCCAAGCUGAUGGCAAGUGGUAUCCGCAGCUACCCGUUUGUGACCUAGUUUGUGCCCAACCCCCGAACAUCUCCCACGGCCAGUACAAUGACUGGGGCAAGAGAGUUUUUGUUGUUGGCUCAUCGGUAACUUACAAAUGUGACAGAGGCUUCUCACUUAUUGGAAAAGCCUCCAUUCAGUGUGUCGCUGGUGAUGAGGUCACUCCAACCUGGAGCGAGCCUACCCCUCGUUGCGAAGAGACUCAGUGUCCAGUCCCACAUAUUCCACAUGGAAGCCUGAAAUCUCCACUUCCACAUAGCUACACGUACAGAACCAGUGUAACGUUUCAGUGUGAUCCUGGUUACAUCCUCAGGGGCUCUGAUAGGAUUCAAUGCCAAGCUGAUGGCAAGUGGUAUCCACAGCUACCCGUUUGUGACCUAGGGAGAUGUUCCUACCCGCCAGUGCUUGCAUACGCUGACAGAAGCGAUCAGAGAGAGUUUCUAGUUGGUACUGUAGUGACCUACUCCUGCAGACCAGGUUACACACGCAUCCCUGGAGUAUCUUCUCAUGUCACUUGUUUUACAAAUUUUACCUGGUCUAAAGUCUCAGAACUAUGUCAGAAGACUCAUUGUCCAAAGCCAGUGGUUGAAAAUGGAAAACAGAUCUCUCCAGUGGAAACUGAAUAUACGUAUGCCAACCGUGUUGUGUUUCAAUGUGAUCCUGACUACAUCCUCAGAGGCAGUGAGGGGAUUGUGUGCCGGAGCGAUGGGAUGUGGCACCCUCCAGUACCAUUUUGUGAUAAAACCUGUGGCCGACCUCCAACUCUCAUGAAUGGGCUGCACAAUGGUGGGAUGAAGGAAUAUUUCCCCUAUGACUCACAAGUGACCUAUAGUUGCGGACAAGGUUUAUCACUGAUUGGAGAGUCCUCCAUUUAUUGCACAUCUGAUGGGGUAAAUAUGAUGUGGAGCGGGCCUGCCCCGCAGUGCAAAGUGGUUCGCUGUCCGAGGCCAGAGGUUGAAAAUGGAAAAAUGAUGAGUACAAGACAAGCGUUCACAUACAAUGUCACUGUUCGGUUCUCUUGCAAGGAAGGCUACCUGCUCCAUGGCAGUAGAGUGAGUCAGUGUCAGGAUGACAACACCUGGAAUCCUCCUGUGCCAAGUUGUCAGCCAGUUCAGUGUUCAAAGCCAGAUGUGCAGAAUGGAAGAAUGGUCAAUGCAUUAGAUGAGAAAAUGUGGUACAAUGUAAAUGAAAGCAUUACUUUCAAAUGCUCUCCUGGGUACCAUUUUUCAGACCAUUGGUACCUGCCUACAACAGACAGCUUGAGCAUUACUUGCUCCGCCAGCGGCAACUGGACAGCAUUACCCAAAUGUAAAAAGCAAAGCAAUACUGAAGAAUGCACAGGAGCACGUGAAAGUAAAGAGUUUCUCCAUUGUGAUGUGCCUCUGACAGAACUGAGAACCCUGCUGGAACUGAAGAAACUGUAUCUGGAGAUUCAGAAACUGAAGCGGGAGAUUAAAAAAUUGGCUUUUGUUCUGUCCACAGGUGACUGUGGGCCCCUGCCAAAGCUGAAUUAUGCUAUCCCCUCUGAUAUGGAUUGGAUAGAGGGCUUCCCUGUUAACACACAAGUUACAUACAAGUGCCGUGAUGGCUUUUUAAAAAUCCCUGGAAAGUCAGACACUGUAGUGUGCCUUUCAAACUCGCAAUGGUCAAACAUCAACGAGUUUUGUGGUCGUAGCUGUGAUGUCCCAACAAGGUUAAAGUUUGCUGCCUUAAGUAAGGAAGAUGAGAUGAAGAAUUACUAUCCUGCUGGGAUCACUGUGAGAUAUACUUGUCGCCCAGGGUAUGAGAACAUCACAGAAAUGCUUCUUGUUAGUACUUGUCUUGACAACUUAACAUGGUCAGAAGCCCCUGAGUUUUGUAGAAGGAAAUCAUGUGGUCAUCCAGGAGAAGUAUUCCAUGGCAGAGCUGUUCAUAAAACAGAAUUUCUGUAUGGUGCAAAAAUAGACUUCCUCUGUGAAGAUGGGUACAAAUUAAUUGGGCGGCCUUUCAUUCAUUGUGUGCUUAAGGGAGAUGAAGUUGAAUGGAGUGAACUUCCAACUUGCCAAGCGAUUACUUGUUCUUCCCCUCCUUACAUUUUCAAUGGAAUGUAUGAUGGCAGGGGUGUAGAAAAUUUUGCUUAUAACUCAACAGUAACUUACAGAUGUGACCGUGGGUUCCAGCUUAUUGGAGCUGCCUCCAUUUAUUGUACAACAAAAGAUAAAACAAGUGGAAUCUGGAGUGGACCUGCUCCUAAAUGCAAAGACACAACUGCACGUGUCCUAUUAAAAGGAAAUGAAACAAGUGGUACUUUCUCAGGUUCUUAUAAUACAUCCAGUGACAUGGUACCCGAGCAGCAUCUGAAAAAGAAAAUAAAAAGCAGACCGUAUUAUGUAUCACAAUUCCAAAACAAAUAUUUCACCAUCACUUCCUCCCGUUCUUCCUCAUUUCCCAGUGGUGACCUGAGGACGCGAGAUAAUUGGAUUACUCCACCACUGUUCAGAUUUGCUGUACCCCUGUACGUUAAUCGGAACUAUUGUUCUGUCAGAACAAAUGAAAGAUCUAUUUGCCGCCAAAGUUACAUGGGAAUCUCUGGAGUAUUACCCAGCACCACGUGCUUUCAAAACUUAAAAUGGUCAGAAGUCCCAGGGUUCUGUGGAAGUAGCUGUGAUGAUCCACCUUACAUUAGUAAUACUUUUCGAGAUCAUUCUAACAGCAACUUGUUUCCGGUUGGGACUGUAGUGAAAUAUAACUGUGUGGGAGGUUAUGAGUUAAUCCCUGGAAUAUCCUCUGCAAGUGUUACCUGUCAAAAAGAUUUUACAUGGUCUGAACAGCAAGAAUUUUGUCAAAGAAUUAGAUGUCCAUCUCCAGACAUUCACAAUGGAAGAGCGAGACCUAGAAAAGAACCCUACGUGUAUGAGGACAAGAUUCGCAUUGAAUGUGAUCGCGGUUACGCCCUCAAAGACAAUUAUGGAUUGAUGAAGUGUGAACGUAAUGGUGCAUGGCAUCCUCCGUUACCAAUUUGCGAACAAGCUUGUGAGCCACCUGCACGCAUCUCUAAUGGACGGGACAACCGCGGCUGGAAAAAUGUUUUCCUUGUUGGCUCAAGUGUGAGCUACUCCUGUAACCGUGGUUGGUCACUUGUUGGAGUAUCCUCCAUUCGAUGUACAGCUGGUGAUGGGGAAACUCCGCGCUGGGAUGCCCCUGCCCCUGAGUGCAAAGAGAUUCCUCGUUGUCCAAACCCAGUGAUUCAAAAUGGAAAACAGAUCUCUAUACGUGAAACUGAUUAUACAGUUGGAAACCAUGUUGAGAUUCAAUGUGAAUCUGGCUACAUCCUCAAAGGCAGCAAGUCGAUUGAAUGCCAGGCAAAUGGGACGUGGGAUCCUCCACUGCCAUCUUGUAUUAAGGCCCUGAGCCGGGGCGGCCCCGGGGCUGCCGCAGAAGCUCCGCAGCCUUUGCCCCGCGAGUGGCCCCCAGCUGCUGCCGCUGCUGCUGCCAUGGUCUCGGCUCCGCGCUGCCCGCCCGCCGCCCAGGGGCUCCUGGCGCCGCUGCUGCUGCUGCUGCUGCCUCUGCCCGGGGCUCGCGGAAAACCAUGUAAAGCACUAGAACUAGAAAAUGGCAGAGUUGAUUUGACCGAUCGCCGGUUUGGUGCAACAGCAAACUUCUCCUGCAGUGAAGGCUACAAAUUGGUUGGACCAAUUUCCACCCAGUGUGUGCUCAUGAGAAAUGGAGUUGAUUGGGAUAAGGAGGUUCCACUUUGCCAAGCAAUAUCUUGUCGUCCACCUCCUGAUAUCACCCAUGGAUCCCAUAAUGCUCUGAUUGGAGACGAGUUUUCCUUUGGCUCAGCAGUAACUUACAAAUGUGACCAGGGCUUCUCUCUUAUUGGAGAGGCCUCGAUUCAUUGUACAACAAAAGAUAAUCUCAAUGGAGAGUGGAGUGGGCCUGCCCCUGAAUGCGAAGUUGGGUGUCUGAAGCCAGAGGUGCAAAAUGGAAACCUGUUCAAUGCAGUGGAUGAAAAAAUGUGGUACAGUGUGAAUGAAACCAUUUCUUUCAAAUGCUCUCCUGGGUACCAGUUUUCAAGCCAUUCCCACCUGCCUGCAACAGACGGAUUUAGUAUUACUUGUUUAGUGGACGGCAGCUGGACGGCAUUACCUAAGUGUAAAAAGCAAAGCACUUCUGAUGUGUGUGAGAUGGUUCCUGAGAACAAAGAGCUCAAAGAGUGUGGUGUGCCUCUGGAGAAUCUGAGACUUCUGCUGGAAGUGCAGAAACUGUAUCUGGAGAUUGAGAAACUGAAGCAGGAGCUAAAGUCACAAUGAAUAGCUGAGACCUGUAAUCCAUAUUGUGAUAAACUGUCUCCCCUUUGGAUGCAGUUCAUUUCAUUACACUACACACAGGAUGAUUUUUACUGAUUUCAUAGAACUUGAUGAUACAGCUAAUAACUCAGAAUAGGUAAUAAAUCAGGGAUCAGAUUUCCUUAC